Brassica napus (rape) is the source of this 2132-nucleotide messenger RNA. RefSeq lists its product as uncharacterized. The transcript is spliced from 7 exons. The coding region runs from base 1 to 1893 and encodes 630 amino acids. Lineage: Eukaryota; Viridiplantae; Streptophyta; Magnoliopsida; Brassicales; Brassicaceae. The record is from RefSeq and is a predicted model, not a curated record.
AUGGUGAAGUCAGGAAAUGUUCUCAGAUUAAAGAAGGCAAUUUAUGGCUUGAAGCAAUCUCCAAGGGCUUGGUACCAUAAGUUGAGCACCACCCUCAAUGGAAGAGGCUUUGUCAAGUCUGAAGCUGAUCAUACCCUAUUCACCCUCACUAGCCAGCAAGGAAUCAUUGUCAUUCUCAUCUAUGUUGAUUGUCCAGUCGUCAGCUCGGCUUUCAGCUCCCUUUGUUAUGAUGGGCUUAUCGCAACCCACAUGCUAGCUCACGCUUAUCGAUUCAGCUUACUCGAUCUAACGCCUUCCACUUUCUCCACGCCUCCGUUCGGUUUUCAAGAAAUCGAAGAUCCCCCGAAGCUCUCUACCAAGCUCACCAGGGCUCUAUACCGCAAGUUGCAACAGAGUCCCUGUACCUGGGUGGCCUACACCACUUCUCGAAUAAGUGCAGCCAGAUUCCCAGAUACCUACAACGCCUCUUUCCAAGAUCCCAUUCCUGCUGAGAACCUUGAGAUUUCGGCAGGCGAUUCGGUUGUAUCGAUCUCAACUGGUGCUAGUGCUUCGGGAACUGAAAAGUCUCAGCCAGGUGACAUGACUCUGCGACCGUCAUUCCGUUCUAGGGGUAACCCCUCUAAAGCUGCCAGUGCUUCUCGUGGAAGCGACAGGAACCAAGGAGGAUCGUUCCUUAUCUCAAUGAAGGAAGUUUUGGACGACGGAGGAUCCAAACCUGUUGUCGAGACUACUCCAACUGAGGUUGUAGCUCAGGAUGCUGCUCCUCUCCCUGAGGUCCAGGUGCCGGAGGCUGACUACCAGGCUCCGAAGGGUACCUCUGAGAUCGAGCCGUCGAGACACAAGAGGCCCAGGAUCGAUCAGGGCGGAGCUUCCAUCCGUUCUUCUUCCUCGUCCUCUAGAGGAGGGACUGUUGGGUGGAGCUUUACCCAUUCGAAGCCUGGGUCGAUCCUGGAUGACUCUUGGGGCCUAGCUGCGAUAAUGAGGCACCUGAAGAGCGUGGGAUGUCCCCUUCCAGCGCUCAAGGACCUGACUAACCGAGAUGAGUAUCUCGAUAUUGCCCACUGUAUGGGUCAGUUGGCUGGGGCUGUUAACAGGGCCCAGCUCAGGUUUGAGAAUGCUCUGUGUGCUGCCCCCAAUGCUGGUGAACUUGCUGAGGUUACCGAGAUGGUUAAGGCAGCCAAAACCGAUCUUGACCAAGCCCGGGUUCGAAUUUCUGAACUCGAAGCCGAAGUGACGAGGCUAGGCUCGAAGGCCGAUGCUCAGCAAGGAGAGAUCGAGAGUCAAAAGCUCGAUAUCCAGGUGAAGAGCAGGAGGAUCAAUGAUUUAGAGGCUGCUCGAAAGAUAGCUGAGCAUCAAGUACGUGAGCUCAUUGCCUCAUCCCGGGAUAGCCAGAAGAACAAGGAAGCUGAAGUCAAGCUGGCUGUCAGGGAAGGGAAGAAAGAAGUCGCCGAAGCUUACGGCAAGAUCCUGGUCUGUGUUAAGGAGAAGUUUGCUAGGAAGAAAGAUGAGGUCGACGCUUUGGUGUACGCUCAGGAGCUCCAAGCUAAUGCCGACCUCUUGAAGGAUAUGCUGAACAACAAGAUCCAAAGCGUUGAAGAGGAGUACAACCAAUUGGUGGCCUUAUUACCAGAAGCGACAACUGCGUAUGAGAAGGCUCAAGUCUCUGACUUCUCGGUCAGCAAGCUUCCUCUUCCCCAGAUCUCGGAGAGUUCAGGUACUUUCGAGAUUAACAUGUUUAAUCCAUCCUUUUCUGGGGAGUAUGGCUCUAAUUUGGGUUUGAUGGCUCCUGACUUAGCUCCAGUCGAGGCAGCAAUAGGAGGUGACGGCAAUGUGGUCGAUGAGGGAGUUCCUGCCGGUGCUGGUGAUCCGAUUCAGGAAGAGAAGGAAGAUUGAGAGCUACGGCUCUUUUAACUUUAUGUUUUGUGUUUUUAAGACUUCGGCCUAAGGGCUUUGUUUCGUUAUGUUUUGUGACUUAGUGCCUGAGGAGGCCUUUAAACCUUAACGCUUGCUGGAUUUCAAUAGCCUGGGGAGGUUUUUAAACCCUUUCUUAUGUUUAAAUCGUGGCUAUUAUUUCUGUUUUAAGUUUUUGAACUUAACCUCGUUUCAUUUAAUCAUAGUGAUUGCGAAUCUCA